Molecule: messenger RNA, 1872 nt
Organism: Asparagus officinalis (garden asparagus)
Lineage: Eukaryota; Viridiplantae; Streptophyta; Magnoliopsida; Asparagales; Asparagaceae
Product: probable receptor-like protein kinase At1g30570
Exons: 9
Coding region: 479-1606 (375 amino acids)
Biological process (GO): protein phosphorylation
Molecular function (GO): protein kinase activity; ATP binding
Source: RefSeq, a predicted model, not a curated record
CUUUUGAGCCCCCACCCAUCCAUUUCUUCCCAAAUUCUGUACGGUUUGAAAAUGCAAGUUGGUGGGGGCUUGGAGAUCUUAAGAGAUUGAGAUGGUGGACAACUCCUUUCCUUGUCCGUGUCCUCCUUUUUACUUAGCAAAAACCUCUUUUUGAUCCGUUGUUCUUUCUGCAUUUAGAGCCUUAAAAUCCCUCCAGCGUUCCUCUGAUGACGUUCAUUUUUUCUGUCUGAGUGCUUUUGAGCUACUGCAAUUAUUUUUCAAACAGUGUACAUAUGAUCUCUAGUAUUGAUCAAUGAGUAUACCAUUGGACAAUGCCAGUUGUUCUCUGAACUCUGUUGGCAUUGCCAACGAUUAGUCUCGCGCAAGUUGACAGUACUCUCAAUUGGCAUUCAACAAAGAAGACGCAGCAUCAUUUUGUGUCGGUCAGAAGAGCUUCAAUGCAUAUAGUUCUUCAUUGCCCAACUGAAGCCUUAAAGAAAUGUGGUCUGUCGCGACAAUUAUUGGAGGAGUUAUAGGUUUUCUUGUACUCUUGGGGAUUCUUAUUGUGCUUCUAUGGCGUCGAUUCUUAGAGUGGAAAUCUUUGAAGAACAAGAAUUCAGAUUCGGGCUCUUCAAAUCCUUCUACAUUCGCAUUUGGAAGUAACGGGGGAGCUCCCAGUGGACAGAAGGGUGCGAGGCAGUUUACAAUCGAAGAAUUAGAACAGGCAACAAAAAAUUUUAAUGAAAGUAAUCUUGUGGGAAUUGGUAGUUUUGGCUCAGUCUAUAAAGGAUUGCUUCAUGAUGGGACAGUAGUCGCAAUUAAAAGGCGACAAGGAGCUCCAAGACAUGAGUUUGUUGAUGAGGUUAAACGUUUAUCAGCAAUUUGUCAUCGCAAUAUCGUUACUCUUAUUGGUUAUUGCCAGGAAAAUGGUCUACAAAUUUUAGUGUAUGAAUAUUUGCCUAAUGGAAGCAUAUCAAGCCAUCUAUAUGACAGUGGGCAGAGUUCAAAUACCAAACUAGAGUUUAAACAGAGGCUUUCUGUGGCUAUAGGAGCAGCUAAAGGGUUAUCCUGUUUGCACGGUCUCACACCUCCAAUCGUGCACAAUGGCUUCAAAACAAGUAAUGUGUUGGUUGAUGAAAACUUCAUUGCUAAAGUUGCAGAUGCAGGCAUUAUGAAUUUACUUCAGAGAAUGGAAGGAUGUAGUCUAUCUCAAGCUCUUACAGUCAGCCCAUUCCAGGACCCAGAGGUAGGCGAACUGAGGAUAGUAUCAGCGACCAGUGAUAUAUACAGUUUUGGUGUGUUUCUUCUGGAGCUAAUAUCUGGUAAGGAAACUGCACGACAGAUCUUCACAGGAUCAAAUGGAAGCCUCGCCCAGUGGGUGGAGUCCCAUCUAGACUCAAAUGAACUCAUUGAUCAACGACUCGGCACCAAUUUUACUUCAGAAGGAAUGAAAGAACUUGUCGCUCUGACCCUUCGAUGUCUAACUUCUUCCGCUGGAGGACGACCAGAGAUGGCGACAGUUGCAAGGGAGCUUGAUCGAGUUCUCGAGACAGAAAUGUCGCUCACAACAGUGAUGGGUGAUGGCACAACCUUGGUUACUCUUGGAAGUCAGUUGUUUUCUUCAUGAAGAAGGAAAAACAUGAUCCAGAGUGAUUAUUAUGAGCCUUCAGCUUGUAUGUUUCAUGGUUUGUGUAAAGUUUUUGGCUCUCCUGCGAAGCAAUAAGAGAGGCCAUCUUAAUUAAUCUCCUAGUUUUCUUGAUGUGCUGAAGACGUACAAUUUCGUCAUUGAUUGUAACCGCAUUUGCAUGCAACUGGAACAUUGGGAAUCAGUCGCAGUCGUUUGUAUAAAUGCAGUUAAUGAUAACUGCAGUUGGAAAAAGGACAUUUUACCUA